Cannabis sativa is the source of this 2799-nucleotide messenger RNA. Its product is annotated as nucleobase-ascorbate transporter 6. The transcript has 14 exons. NCBI's taxonomy places the organism in Eukaryota, Viridiplantae, Streptophyta, Magnoliopsida, Rosales, Cannabaceae. Bases 953 to 2545 code for a protein of 530 amino acids. Gene Ontology annotation, cellular component: plasmodesma; membrane. Gene Ontology annotation, molecular function: transmembrane transporter activity. The record is from RefSeq and is a predicted model, not a curated record. Gene Ontology annotation, biological process: transmembrane transport.
ACGUUGUGCAUAACUGAACACUGAAAAAAAAUAAAAUAAUUAGAAUUAAAAUAAGGUCAGUCUCAGAUACCAGAGAGCUCAUACUUUUUUCAUUAUCAUUAUUUCUUAUUUUACUAAAUUGGACUACAAUAAUAAAUAAAUGAUUAAUAUAUGUUAGUUGGAAUGUAAUUUCAGGUUAGAGGGAAAUAAGAAUCGUACAACACAAAAAAAUAAAAAUAAAAAUAAAUAAGAUUAUACAUUUUGUAGAGAGAGAAAGCUUGUGAGAGUCAGUUUUUUUUUUUUUUGGCUUUCAUUACCGCAAACCCUCCUCUUCACCUUCUUCAAAGUCCCAUUUUCAUGUCCUACUGAGAAGAGAAGGAUAAAAAAGAGGAAAAAACCCAUCUGGGUUUUCUUCACCAUAUCCAUAUCUCCUUUUUGAUACAUAUAUUUUCACUUUUAAAGUUUUAAAAAGAAAGAAAACAUAUAAUUUUUUUAGGUGUGGGGUAUGUUGGUUUUUGGAUUUAAGCUUACCACUUGAGUUUGCUUCCUCACAAUAUAUAGUUAAAAGGUACUUUUUUUUUUUAAUUAUUAUUAUCAUUUUCUCUCUUUAACUUUCCUUAUUUAUCUUUGUAGCAAUUAUUAAACGCAUUAUUUCUUCUCACUAUAUCAAACCCUCUACUUACACUAUCAUUUUCCUCUGCUUUCUUGUUUUUUAUUUUUUAUUUUGGGUGUAGCUUUCGUUUAGUUACACAGUUCCCAUCUUCUAUUAUUUGUGCUGUAGUGGUUACACAUGUGACUGGUUUCAAUCUUCUGGGUCAUACAUAUUAUCUCAAUAUAUCUCUGUUUUCUGCUCAUUUUAGUUGGGUUUUGCCAGAUUUGGGAUCUGGGUUUUGGUUAGAUUUGAGUUUCAUUUGUGGUUCUUUUGGUUAGAUAGAGAGAGAAAGUUCCAGAGAGAGAAAGUUGUAGAGUAACAAUGGCAGGCGGUGCUGCACCAAAAGCAGAUGAGCCACAACCACAUCCACCUAAGGAUCAGCUACCAAAUAUCUCUUACUGCAUUACCAGUCCUCCUCCAUGGCCCGAGGCCAUUCUCCUUGGUUUUCAGCAUUAUCUUGUGAUGCUUGGCACUACGGUUCUCAUUCCAACUGCUCUUGUUCCCCAGAUGGGUGGUGGAAAUGACGAGAAGGCUAAGGUGAUCCAGACCCUACUCUUUGUUGCUGGUUUGAAUACAUUGCUACAAUCAUUGUUCGGAACUCGAUUACCUGCUGUCAUUGGAGCAUCGUAUUCGUUUGUCCCCACCACAAUUUCAAUUAUCCUUGCCGGACGAUUCAGUGAUUCUUCUGAUCCUGAAGAGAAAUUUAAGAGGACAAUGCGGGCAAUUCAGGGGUCUCUUAUUGUUGCUUCAACUCUUCAGAUUGUUUUAGGCUUCAGUGGCCUUUGGCGCAAUGUUACAAGGUUCUUAAGUCCACUUUCAGCUGUUCCUUUGGUAGCUCUAGCUGGUUUUGGUCUCUAUGAGUUGGGUUUUCCUGGGGUGGCUAAAUGUGUAGAGAUUGGACUUCCACAGCUUGUUCUCUUAGUGUUCGUUUCACAGUAUUUGCCGCACCUCUUCCACUCAGGGAAACAUAUCUUUGACCGUUUUGCUGUCCUAUUUACAGUGGUGAUUGUAUGGAUUUACGCUCACCUUCUCACAGUGGGUGGGGCGUAUAAUGAUAGUGCCCCAAAAACACAAAUGAGCUGCCGUACAGAUCGUGCGGGUCUUAUUAGUGGCGCUCCAUGGAUAAGAGUUCCUUAUCCAUUUCAAUGGGGAGCACCUUCUUUCGACGCAGGUGAAGCCUUUGCCAUGAUGAUGGCUACUUUUGUUGCUCUUGUCGAGUCAACAGGUGCUUUUAUUGCUGUUGCAAGGUAUGCUAGUGCAACUCCAUUGCCAGCUUCUAUACUCAGUCGUGGAGUCGGUUGGCAGGGAGUUGGCAUUCUGGUUUCUGGAUUGUUUGGAACAGUGAGUGGAUCCUCAGUAUCUAUUGAGAAUGCUGGCCUUUUGGCGUUGACUCGUGUUGGCAGUCGAAGGGUGGUGCAAAUAUCAGCUGGAUUUAUGAUAUUUUUCUCUAUUCUUGGGAAAUUCGGAGCAGUCUUUGCUUCAAUCCCAGCACCCAUUAUAGCUGCUUUAUACUGCCUUUUCUUUGCUUACGUUGGUUCCGGCGGUCUUAGCUUUCUUCAGUUCUGCAACCUCAAUAGCUUCAGAACAAAGUUCAUUCUAGGCUUCUCUCUCUUCAUGGGUUUGUCUGUUCCACAAUAUUUCAACGAGUACACUGCCAUCAAUGGUUAUGGUCCAGUUCACACUGGUGGAAGAUGGUUCAACGAUAUCAUCAACGUCCCUCUACAAUCAGAAGCGUUUGUGGCGGGCUGUGUAGCAUACUUCUUGGACAACACAUUGCAUAAAAAGGAUAGCGCGAUCAGGAAAGACCGAGGUAAACAUUGGUGGGACAAGUUCAGAUCCUUCAAGGGUGACACCAGGAGUGAGGAGUUCUAUUCUCUUCCAUUCAAUCUAAACAAAUACUUCCCAUCUGUGUGAGUGAGUUUGGUGAAGUUAAGAAGUUAAAAGGGUAUUUAUUAAAUACUAAUCUCCAUCUUCCAAGUUCUUACUUAGCCUCUUUCUAUAAAACCCAUUGUUCACUCUGUUAAGUCAGUAUAAGAAGAUAGUUCUCUCUUUUUAUCCUUUUUACGAUGCUUUAGUACAUUUAUUUCAUUAUAUUCCUUUAUGUAAAUCCAACUGAGGGAAGUGAAUUUAAAAGUAGCAAUGAAGAAGUUUGUUUGUUCUUCUCUCCA